Penaeus chinensis is the source of this 860-nucleotide messenger RNA. Its product is annotated as pteridine reductase 1-like. The transcript is spliced from 5 exons. NCBI's taxonomy places the organism in Eukaryota, Metazoa, Arthropoda, Malacostraca, Decapoda, Penaeidae. Bases 90 to 839 code for a protein of 249 amino acids. The record is from RefSeq and is a predicted model, not a curated record.
CAUGCCUCUCGCCGAGAUUCUAAGAUAGUGUGACUUCGUCUGUCCUCACUGGAAGAAGUAAUAUUUCGUGCUGCUUCAAUAACGCUAGGAUGACGGAUAAGGACUGUACUAUGCCAGGGACGUGCCACUGGGGUGAAAGCAAGGUGGCACUGGUCACGGGCUCGGCGAGGCGUGUCGGCAAGGCGAUCGUGUCGGCCCUCCACAAGCACGGCUACAACGUCGUGAUUCACUGCAACAGCUCCCAGGCCGAAGCGAACGCCCUCUGCGGGCAGCUCAACGGCGCCCGAGCGAGCAGCGCGCACGUGAUCUCCGGCGACCUGUCUGCGUCGGUGGCGGCGACGGCGCAGCGGCUGGUGGCGGAGGCGCAGGCGCAGUGGGGCCGCCUCGACCUCCUCGUCAACAACGCCUCGCUCUUCUUCCUGACGCCGCUGGAGAAUGCCACGGAGCGCGACUGGGACCGGCUCAUGGACACCAACGUGAAGGCGCCCUUCUUCCUCACGCAGGCCGCGGCGCCACACCUGAAGGCAACGAAGGGCGGAGUCAUCAACUUGUGCGACGUCAUCGGCGAGCAGGCCAGCCCUCCGCUCACCAUCUACGGCAUCAGCAAAGCGGCGCUCAUCAUGGCCACCAAAAACCACGCUAUAGAGCUCGGCCCGGAGCCUCACCUCCCACGACCCCCCCCCCCCCUCCUACAGGAAUGGCUCUCCCGGACGCCCCUCGGAAGAAUCGGAACGGCGGAGGACGUCGCGGACGCCGUGGUCUUCCUCGCGUCGCCCUCGUCCUCGUACGUGACCGGCAGCGGCAUCACCGUCUGCGGAGGGAGGUCGCUGAGGCUGUGAAGGAGGCGAGGAGGAGGCGAG